AGUAGCUUCCAAUUCCUUGCCCGAGCCACCACCGCUUUCCUUUCUUCCUUCUUUCCUUCCGCCCCUCCUGUCCCUCUCCGCCUUGCUCUCCGACAAAACCCUAUCCCUUUGAUCGCGAUUCAUGAUUGGCGAUCUGACGGCGGAGUAGAUCGGAGGGAGGCAGAGCGUGGAGGUCGGGCAAUGAAGCAAACGGCGCCGCAGCAGCCGAACCGCCAGGCAUACACCGCCUUCCGCUCCUCCCCCGGCGUUCUCUUCUGGUCCGCCGUCCAUGUCCUCUGUUGCCUCCUCUCCGCCGCCGCUGGGUUCCGCUUCUCUCGCCUCCUCUUCCUCCUCCUCUUCUCCCCUUCCCCUCCCUCCUCCUCGUCCCUCCACCAUCGUCACCUCCUCCGCCAACCCCCGCCCGCCGUCCUUCCGUCCCCGCCGCCGCCCCACAUCCAUCUCCCUCCUCCUCCUCCCGCCGCCGCCUCGAACCGCGUCGUGGUCGGCCGCCACGGCAUCCGGGUGCGGCCCUGGCCCCACCCGAACGCCGCUGACGUUGCACGGGCCCACGAGAUCCUCGCCCGCGUGCAGCAGGAGCAGCGCCGCCGCUACGGCGUCAAGGACCCCCGCCCCGUCCUCGUCGUCACCCCGACCUACGCCCGCACCUUCCAGGCCCUCCACCUCACCGGCCUCCUGCACUCGCUCAUGCUCGUCCCGCACCCACUCACCUGGCUCGUCGUCGAGGCCGGCGGCGUCUCCAACGAGACCGCCGCGCUCCUAGCCCGCUCCCGCCUCCCCGUCGUCCACCUCCCCUUCCACGAGCAGAUGCCCGUCCGCUGGCACGACCGACACCGCCUCGAGGCUCGGAUGCGCCUCCACGCCCUCAGAGUCAUUAGGGAGAAGCAAUUGGACGGUAUCAUCGUGUUCGCAGACGAAAGCAACGUCCACAGACUGGAGCUCUUCGACGAGGUUCAGAAGGUGGAGUGGAUGGGCGCGCUGUCGGUGGGAAUUCUAACACAUUCGCAGAGAGAAGGUGAGAAGGGGCAGUCACCAUUGCCUAUCCAAGGACCAGCGUGCAACGCCUCUGGCCACUUGAUCGGCUGGCACACCUUCAAUAACCUUCCUUAUGCUAAGAAAGCCGCCGCCUUUGUGGGUGAUGGGGCGACGGUGUUGCCGAUGAAGCUCGAGUGGGCCGGGUUUGUGAUGAACUCGAGGCUGCUGUGGAGGGAGGCUGAGGAGAAGCCGGGUUGGGUUCGGGAUCUUGACGAGGUGGGAAUCAACGGGGAGGAGAUCGAGAGCCCGCUGGAUUUGCUGAAGGAUGCAUCGUCGGUGGAGCCACUCGGAAACUGCGGCAAGAAGGUUCUGCUGUGGUGGCUUCGGGCCGAAGCGCGCUUUGACAGCAGGUUUCCCGCUCGGUGGGUGAUAGAUCCUCCUCUGGAAAUCAUUGUCCCUGCAAAGCGGACUCCAUGGCCUGAGGCACCUCCUGACCUCCCAUUUCAAGUGAUAGCAGAUGAUGAAGAUCAUGUCGAAGUACAUCCUUCAAAGAAAACCAGAUCUUCCAGGUCUAAACGCAUCUCUCGCAAGAAAAAGAAGCGUGAAACACAUGUUGAUGCACAAGUUUCCGACUUGUUCAACUGGCAAGAGAAGUAAAGAUGGUAUCUAGAUUCAUCGAGCAGAGAGAGACUGUAAUUAUCAUGGAAGUAGCUUCACCAAACAAAGCUGCAAACUGGCGUUCAGCAUUCAAGAUCUCAGUGUAGCAGCGGCAGCAACAAAUUUGAUUUGUGGUGAAGGAUUUUCUUGAUUUGCAUUUCAUCUGUGUUUCCGAUUCAUCAAAUAGCAUGAGCGCCUUCGAGUGAUGCACUCGAGCUCUCUCAUACAUUGUUGUAGUUAUCUUUCGGCCUCAUUUGAUUGUGUAGUUUUGUCAAAAUGAUGUUGUAUUUUCCAUCUCUAACAGGACCUCUACAUUUCUUCA
This is a messenger RNA of Musa acuminata AAA Group (dessert banana), 1951 nucleotides long. Its product is annotated as probable beta-1,4-xylosyltransferase IRX14. Lineage: Eukaryota; Viridiplantae; Streptophyta; Magnoliopsida; Zingiberales; Musaceae. The record is from RefSeq and is a predicted model, not a curated record. Gene Ontology annotation, molecular function: xylosyltransferase activity; galactosylgalactosylxylosylprotein 3-beta-glucuronosyltransferase activity. Gene Ontology annotation, cellular component: Golgi membrane. Bases 181 to 1629 code for a protein of 482 amino acids. Gene Ontology annotation, biological process: plant-type secondary cell wall biogenesis; glucuronoxylan biosynthetic process. The transcript is spliced from 4 exons.